AUGUUCUCUAAAGUCCUCCUCCCGGCUCUCGCAGUCAUCGGCACUGCAGCUGCCGCUACAAACUCUAUCUGCUCCCAAUCAACCGCCACCAUUAACAACGCUGCUGAUGCCACCGCGUUGGCUGAUUGCAAAACCAUCAAGGGUGACGUUCUCGUCAGCACCGCCGCUGCUGCUACUAUCCAAAUUGACGGACCUCAAGAAAUCGACGGUGAUUUGAUCGUCGAGAACAAUGGAGCCAUCACAUCUCUCUCAAGUACCACUAUUUCCACUAUCACUGGUACUUUCGGUCUGAGCAAUUUGACUCUUUUGUCCACUCUUCAAUUCAAUGCCCUCGACACCGUUGGCACCAUCAACUGGGCUGCUCUUCCAGCUCUCUCAGCCCUUACUUUCACCAAGUCGGUCAGGACCGCAAGUAGUGUUACCAUCACCAACACCUUCUUGAACAGUCUCGAUGGUAUCAACUUGAACACCGUAGACACCUUGAACAUCAACAACAACAACCGUCUCAGAACAUUCAGCACUCAAGUCGGCAAUGUUACCACGCUCCUCAACAUUGACUCCAACGGAAAGAACUUGGAUGUUGCCUUACCUAACCUUAUCUGGGCCGCCAACAUUACCUUACGUAACGUCUCAAGUGUCAGCAUUCCAUCUUUGGCCGUUGUCAAUGGAUCCCUCGGUUUCUACGAGAACUACUUCACCAGUGUCAGUGCUCCAAACUUGACAGCCGUCGGUAACACUGCCAACGGACAAGGUGGAUUCGCUUUCGUUGCCAACCCAAACCUCGCCAACAUCACCAUCCCUAUGCUUUCGACUGUUGGUGGUGCUUUCCAAAUUGCCAACAACUCCGCUCUCGGUGCUAUCAACUUCCCAGAGUUGACCCAAGUUGGAGGUGCUAUUGAUUUCUCUGGAAACUUCACUACCCCUGAAUUGCCAAAGCUUAACGACGUCAAGGGUGGUUUCAACAUGCAAUCCACCACCUCCAUUGACUGCUCUGGAUUCCAAUCUGAGCACAACAGUGGUAACAUUCAAGGUACUUACACUUGCAAGACCACUGCUAACGCUCAAUCUGGAACCGGAACCAGCUCCGGCUCCAGCUCCGGCUCCGGCUCCUCCUCAAGUGCAUCUGCUUCUGCUAGUAAGGGUGCUGCUGUCUCUUACGGUGUUAACGAGGCCCUCAUGGGUGUCUCUGUUGUCGGAGGUUUCUUGGGCAUGUUGUUGUAA
Messenger RNA from Sclerotinia sclerotiorum 1980 UF-70, 1221 nucleotides. RefSeq lists its product as hypothetical. Gene Ontology annotation, cellular component: plasma membrane; fungal-type cell wall. The record is from RefSeq and is a predicted model, not a curated record. NCBI's taxonomy places the organism in Eukaryota, Fungi, Ascomycota, Leotiomycetes, Helotiales, Sclerotiniaceae. The transcript has 3 exons. Bases 1 to 1221 code for a protein of 406 amino acids. Gene Ontology annotation, biological process: fungal-type cell wall organization.